This is a messenger RNA of Myripristis murdjan (pinecone soldierfish), 4577 nucleotides long. Its product is annotated as phosphatidylinositol 4,5-bisphosphate 3-kinase catalytic subunit alpha isoform. NCBI's taxonomy places the organism in Eukaryota, Metazoa, Chordata, Actinopteri, Holocentriformes, Holocentridae. The transcript has 21 exons. Gene Ontology annotation, biological process: phosphatidylinositol 3-kinase/protein kinase B signal transduction; cell migration; phosphatidylinositol-3-phosphate biosynthetic process. Gene Ontology annotation, cellular component: cytoplasm; phosphatidylinositol 3-kinase complex, class IA; phosphatidylinositol 3-kinase complex, class IB. Bases 376 to 3582 code for a protein of 1068 amino acids. The record is from RefSeq and is a predicted model, not a curated record. Gene Ontology annotation, molecular function: 1-phosphatidylinositol-3-kinase activity; 1-phosphatidylinositol-4-phosphate 3-kinase activity.
UGUCUCAUGACAAACUGCUUUCCCCACACACACCGACUUGUGUGGGAGGGCGGUCCAUGAGGAUGAGCCUGCUAGCCAGCUUCGAGCGAGCUAGCCGUCAGGAGCUAGCGUGCUACCAAAUUGUGCAGUUUAUUUCGGUACGGCACGAUGAAUAACAUCAUGGAGUGUUACAGGCGUACGCAUCCACGAUAUAUUAACAGCAACGCCGAUAGCUAGGUGCAUCUGUCUUGAAAAACUGGGCUGCCUCGACUUCGGACGACCGCUGCUUGGAUGGAGUAGGGAGCUAGCAGCGCCUGGCCGAGACGUUAAGAACGGGUUGACAUUGCUCACCUUAUAAUUACCAGACAUUGAAAAGAGCGGACUGCUGGCACAACCAUGCCUCCCAGGCCAUCCUCUGGAGAACUAUGGGGUAUGCACUUGAUGCCCCCCAGCAUCCUGGUGGACUGCCUUCUGCCAAAUGGCAUGAUUCUCACAUUGGAGUGCCUCAGGGAGGCCACGCUGAUCACAGUCAAACAUGAACUGUUCAAAGAGGCCAGGAAGUACCCUCUUCACCAUCUGCUGCAAGAGGAGACCUCCUACAUCUUUGUCAGUGUCACCCAGGAGGCAGAAAGGGAGGAGUUUUAUGAUGAGACCAGGAGGCUCUGUGACCUCAGGCUCUUUCAAGCUUUCCUCAAAGUCAUUGAGCCAGUGGGCAACAGAGAGGAGAAAAUUCUCAACAGAGAGAUUGGUUUUGCUAUUGGGAUGCCAAUAUGUGAGUUUGAUCUGGUGAAAGACCCAGAAGUCCAGGACUUCAGAAGGAACAUUUUGAAUGUUUGCAAAGAGGCUGUAGACCUUAGAGACACUAACGGACCCCACAGUAGAGCCUUGUACGUCUAUCCUCCCAACGUAGAAUCCUCAGCAGAACUUCCCAAGCACAUCUUCAAUAAGCUAGAUAAGGGUCAAAUAAUUGUGGUGAUAUGGGUAAUAGUGUCACCGAGCAAUGACAAACAGAAGUACACCCUAAAGAUCAACCAUGACUGGGUGCCAGAGCAGGUGAUUGCUGAAGCCAUCAGAAAGAAGACGCGUAGCAUGCUGCUGUCCCAUGAGCAGCUAAAGAUGUGUGUGCAGGAGUACCAGGGCAAGUACAUCCUCAAGGUGUGCGGCUGCGACGAGUACUUGCUGGAGAAAUACCCUCUGAGUCAGUAUAAGUACGUGCGUAGCUGUAUCAUGCUGGGCCGUAUGCCCAACUUGAUGCUAAUGGCAAAAGACAGCCUGUAUUCCCAGCUGCCUAUGGACAACUUCACCAUGCCAUCAUAUGCACGACGAAUCUCCACAGCAACGCCAUACAUGAACGGGGAAACGGCCACCAAGCCUUUGUGGACAAUCAAUGGAACGCUGAGGAUCAGGAUACUGUGUGCCACCUAUGUCAAUGUAAACAUCAGAGACAUUGACAAGAUCUACGUCAGGACAGGGAUAUACCAUGGAGGGGAGCAGCUGUGUGACAAUGUAAACACUCAGCGCGUGCCGUGCUCAAACCCCAGGUGGAACGAGUGGCUGAGCUACGACAUGUACAUUCCAGACAUCCCCCGUGCUGCCCGGCUCUGCCUCUCCAUCUGCUCUGUGAAAGGCAGGAAGGGAGCAAAAGAGGAGCACUGUCCUCUAGCAUGGGGCAACGUCAACCUGUUUGACUAUACCCACACACUCGUGGCAGGGAAGAUGGCUCUUAACCUAUGGCCCGUUCCCCAUGGCUUGGAGGAUCUCCUCAAUCCUAUCGGCGUCACAGGCUCUAACCCUAACAAGGAAACCCCUUGUUUGGAGCUGGAGUUUGACCAUUUCAGUUCCCCUGUCAAAUUCCCUGAUAUGACCACCAUUGAGGAGCAUGCAAACUGGAAUAUAUCCAGAGAGCUUGGCUUUAAUUACUGCCACAGCGGUUUGAGCAACAGGCUGGCACGUGACAACCCCCUGACAGACAGUGACAGUGAACAACUACGUCUGGUAUGUAACAGAGACCCGCUGUCUGAAAUCACUGAGCAGGAAAAAGACUUCCUAUGGAGGCACAGGCAUCAAUGUGUCAGUAUGCCCGAGAUCCUCCCCAAGAUCCUUUUGGCUGUGAAAUGGAACUCCAGAGAUGAGGUUGCACAGAUGUAUUGCCUUCUGAAGGACUGGCCAGCUAUUAAGCCAGAACAAGCAAUGGAGUUACUGGAUUGCAACUUCCCUGAUCCUAUGAUCAGAGAGUUUGCCGUGAAGUGCCUUGAGAAAUACCUAACCGAUGACAGACUCUCGCAAUACCUCAUUCAACUGGUUCAGGUUCUGAAAUAUGAGCAGUACCUUGAUAACCCACUUGCACGGUUCCUGCUGAAAAAGGCAUUGACCAAUCAGAGGAUAGGACACUUCUUCUUCUGGCAUUUAAAGUCUGAGAUGCACAAUAAGACAGUGAGCCAGCGGUUUGGCCUGCUGCUGGAGUCCUACUGCCGGGCUUGUGGCAUGUACCUGAAGCACCUGAGCAGACAGGUGGAGGCCAUGGAGAAGCUCAUCAAUCUCACCGACCUCCUAAAGCAGGAGAAAAAGGAUGAGGCACAGAAGGUUCAAAUGAAGUUUCUGGUUGAGCAGAUGAGAAGGCCUGACUACAUGGAUGCACUACAAAGUUUCACCUCUCCUCUGAAUCCAGCACAUCAGCUGGGCAACCUCCGCCUGGAGGAAUGUAGGAUGAUGUCAUCAGCCAAGCGACCGCUGUGGCUCAACUGGGAGAACCCAGAUAUGAUGUCAGAACUUCUCUUCCAGAGUAAUGAGAUCAUCUUUAAAAAUGGAGAUGAUCUGAGGCAGGACAUGCUGACGCUGCAGAUCAUUAGGAUAAUGGAGAACAUCUGGCAGAACCAGGGGCUUGAUCUCAGGAUGCUGCCGUAUGGCUGCCUGUCCAUCGGUGACUGUGUGGGUUUGAUUGAGGUGGUAAGAAACUCUCAUACCAUCAUGCAGAUCCAGUGUAAAGGAGGCCUAAAGGGGGCGCUGCAGUUCAACAGCCACACACUGCACCAGUGGCUCAAGGAUAAGAACAGGGGAGAGAUGUAUGACCAGGCCAUAGAUCUAUUCACAAGGUCGUGUGCAGGCUACUGUGUAGCCACCUUUAUUCUGGGCAUAGGAGACCGACACAAUAGCAACAUUAUGGUCAAAGACGAUGGGCAGCUGUUCCACAUAGACUUUGGCCAUUUCCUUGAUCACAAAAAGAAGAAGUUUGGGUACAAGAGAGAACGUGUACCGUUCGUGCUGACGCAGGACUUCUUGAUCGUUAUUAGUAAAGGAACCCAGGAGUGCACCAAAACAAGAGAGUUUGAGAGGUUUCAGGAGAUGUGCUACAAGGCCUACUUGGCCAUCCGGCAGCAUGCCAACCUUUUCAUCAAUCUCUUCUCCAUGAUGCUGGGCUCAGGGAUGCCUGAGCUGCAGUCGUUCGAUGACAUUGCUUACAUCCGAAAGACCCUGGCCCUGGACAAGUCUGAGCAGGAAGCCCUUGACUACUUCAUGAAGCAGAUGAACGAUGCCCACCACGGCGGCUGGACCACCAAGAUGGACUGGAUCUUCCACACAAUCCGCCAGCAUGCCAUGAACUGAAAUAGCACCCAGAAGAUGGGAGAAGAGACAAGCAAAGGAGAGUGGCAACCAUUGCACGCCUUGAACUAAGAAGCGAUGAGGGCGAGUGAUUUUUGCCAUUCACACUAAGGCCUAGAUAAUACUAUUUCUGCCAGUGUGUGACUCUGAACAUCACCUGCCAGCACACCCUAAAGUAAGGGUGCUGAGAAGGCUAUUUCAGGGACAUUAAUGCUUAAAUGCUCCUGUUUCUACAGGCAUUUGAAUAUCAUCUCCCUGCACUAUGAACCUAAGAGAGCAGGGUGGAUUUAUAUUUCAUCAGUCUUCUUCAUUGGAGCGAGACAAGUAUCGUGGACCUUGACGAAAAUGGCCUUCUUCAUGUGUACAAACUAUGGGCACUUUCUUUUUUGUUUUAACAUCUCAACCCAUCAGCAUUGAGGAAUGGGGCAUCAACAUGAAAUGGUGUACUAUGAACGUAGCUGGCUUUUUUUCCCCAUUAUGAACAAAGAAAUCAUAACUACAUUGUCCCCACUACCUGAUGUCGGCACGUGCAGCCAGCCUGGUGGUCGUCAUCUGAGACAAAGCAGAAUGCAGGGAUGCUGUUGUCCAGCUGGGCAGGCGCCCACAAAAUCCUGAUUACCCCCCACCAUUUUGGCAACAAUCAGUACUCUAAUUACAGGACUGACAGUGUGUCACUACUAGCAGGAUGUCUGUUGAUGAAACACUAAACUAGCAUUUAACACGUUUGAAGCAUGUUUGCUUCAUCUGAAAUGAUGACUAUUGAUCAUUAUUUAUAACCUACACAUGGUCUGCCCUCAGUUUAGAGAUCAUGUCAUGACAAAUUCCUGACAUCUGAGAUUUUGUACAGCAGUAUAUUCUUGGUCUUGUAUGCAUACUGUGCACAUAUUAUUAUUAUUAUUCCUUUUCAAGUCUUUAUUUUCUACUGAGCCAAAGUACUAGACGUGUAACCCCACUACUCGGCAGUCUUAUUGUUAAAAAAAGAAAAAGAACAGAAAAAG